AUGCAGGAACAUAGUCGCUCAGAUCUGUCGUCCGCAGUCACGCGGACCGCUUCCAGGGCCUCCGGUUAUGGACAGUUCGAUCCUUCGAUCGAUCCUACAGAUCUCCCUUACCGCCAAGUCACCAAUGAUGCGGACCUCGAGGAAUACAUCCGGGAAACCGUUACGGGUGAAAUCGUCAGGCCCGUCAAGUCUUCCGCGACGGGGAAGAUCGAAGACUAUAAACUGGUGACAUUUACGAUCGAUGAUCCUGAGAACCCAAAGAACUGGUCCAAGGCCAUGAAGUGGUACUGCACCAUGGUGGUCGCCUUCACGUGCUUCGUCGUUGCCUUUGCCAGCAGUGUCAUCACGGCCGAUAUUGAAGGCCCAUCGAAGACUUUUGGUGUGUCUCGUGAAGUCAGUUUGCUUGCAGUGACCGUCUUUGUCGUGGGCUUUGGUGUGGGCCCCAUGGCCUUUGCACCCCUAUCUGAAAUCGUUGGCAGAAGGCUCAUAUAUGGCAGCACUCUCCUACUGGCUGUGGUUUUCGUCAUCCCCUGUGCUGUGUCCAAGAAUAUUGGAACACUGAUCGUUUGCCGUGCCAUCGAUGGAAUCGCUUUCAGUGCUCCCAUGACGCUAGUCGGCGGUACCCUGGCUGAUCUCUGGAAAAAUGAAGAGCGCGGUGUUCCCAUGGCUGCCUUCUCUGCCAGUCCAUUCUUGGGCCCAGCUAUCGGUCCAUUGGCUGGUGGCUUUCUUGCUGAUGCAACCAACUGGAGAUGGCUCUACUGGCUCCAGCUGAUCCUGGCCUUUGUGGCUUGGGUUCUGAUUACCUUCACCGUCCCCGAGACCUACGCGCCCACCAUCCUGAAGAGACGAGCCGCGAAGCUGCGCAAGACACAAAACGACGACAAAUAUGUCACCGAGAUCGAGCUCGACGCUCGCCCUAUGGCUGAGCGACUGCGCAUCUUCCUCUUCCGUCCCUUCCAGCUUCUGUUCCGCGAGCCCAUUGUGCUCUUCAUCUCUCUUUACAUGUCCAUCUUGUACGGUCUGCUGUACAUGUUCUUCGUCGCCUACCCGAUCGUGUACCAGGGUGGAAAGGGCUGGAACGCGGGAUCCACCGGUCUGAUGUUCAUUCCUUUGGCGAUCGGUGUGGUCAUGAGUGCUGCUUGCUCUCCCUUCGUCAACAAGCACUAUCUGUCGCUGUAUACCAAGUACAGUGGAAAGCCUCCGGCGGAAGUCCGUCUGAUUCCGAUGAUGUUUUCCUGCUGGUUUAUCCCCAUUGGUCUAUUCAUCUUCGCCUGGACCUCCUACCCUAGCAUCCACUGGAUUGGUCCUGCAAUCGGUGGCUGGCCUGUCGGGUUCGGCUUCAUCUUCCUGUACAACUCGGCUAACAACUACCUUGUUGAUACGUAUCAGCACCAAGCUGCGUCCGCUCUCGCCGCCAAGACCUUCAUUCGUUCUCUGUGGGGUGCGGCCACCGUCCUGUUCACUGAGCAGAUGUACGCCCGCAUGGGUGACCAGUGGGCUAGUUCCUUCCUGGCAUUCCUCGCCCUGGCGUGCUGCGCUAUCCCUUACGUCUUCUACUUUAAGGGUGCGUCGAUUCGUCGUUACUCGAAGUACGCGUUCGCGGAUCCCGACGAGGAGAACCGGGCCGUCAAGGCCUAA
This is a messenger RNA of Aspergillus terreus NIH2624, 1638 nucleotides long. Its product is annotated as MFS transporter. Gene Ontology annotation, molecular function: transmembrane transporter activity. NCBI's taxonomy places the organism in Eukaryota, Fungi, Ascomycota, Eurotiomycetes, Eurotiales, Aspergillaceae. The transcript is spliced from 3 exons. Bases 1 to 1638 code for a protein of 545 amino acids. Gene Ontology annotation, biological process: transmembrane transport. The record is from RefSeq and is a predicted model, not a curated record.